AUGGCUUCCUCCUCCGCUGUCUCCAACAGUAGUGCAUAUAGGUCAACCAGGCAAGUUCGAAGAAGGUGCGAUUGUGAUGAACUAGUUGGUAGGUGGACUUCAUGGAAACUGAAGAACCCUGGAAGGAGAUUCCUUGGUUGCCCCAAUUACAAGGUGAAUGUCUUUGAGUCUUUAAAUGUGAGGUUUUUAUCUUCAUGGAAACCGAAGAACCUUAUAUCAGUUAGAUGUGAGGAUAAGGAGAAGGAUUGCAAAUUCUUUGAAUGGAUAGAUCCUCCAUUACCAAACAACUGGUACAAACAGAUGAUCUAUGAUUUUCACAACCAGGAAUUCAUGGACUCAAUGAUGAAGAAUUUGAAGACUUUAUAG
Molecule: messenger RNA, 366 nt
Organism: Lactuca saligna
Lineage: Eukaryota; Viridiplantae; Streptophyta; Magnoliopsida; Asterales; Asteraceae
Source: the annotation of a GenBank genome assembly